Messenger RNA from Tachyglossus aculeatus (Australian echidna), 994 nucleotides. It is a transcript of the gene UBE2B, whose product is annotated as ubiquitin conjugating enzyme E2 B. Gene Ontology annotation, molecular function: ubiquitin conjugating enzyme activity. NCBI's taxonomy places the organism in Eukaryota, Metazoa, Chordata, Mammalia, Monotremata, Tachyglossidae. Gene Ontology annotation, cellular component: HULC complex. The transcript has 6 exons. The record is from RefSeq and is a predicted model, not a curated record. Gene Ontology annotation, biological process: protein polyubiquitination; proteasome-mediated ubiquitin-dependent protein catabolic process; DNA repair. Bases 81 to 539 code for a protein of 152 amino acids.
UUGUGCAGGCCAGGGGGCGGUGGCCGCGGCCGCGGGCGGACUCUUUUCUCUCCGACUGAGCGCGGGGCGGCGGGGGCGUCAUGUCGACCCCGGCCCGGAGGAGGCUGAUGCGGGACUUCAAGCGGUUGCAAGAGGACCCCCCAGUUGGUGUCAGCGGCGCGCCGUCGGAGAACAACAUCAUGCAGUGGAACGCAGUUAUCUUUGGGCCAGAAGGGACGCCUUUUGAGGAUGGUACCUUUAAGUUAGUAAUCGAAUUCUCCGAAGAGUACCCGAAUAAACCUCCCACUGUUAGGUUUUUAUCAAAGAUGUUUCAUCCAAAUGUGUAUGCUGACGGAAGCAUAUGUUUAGAUAUCCUCCAGAACCGCUGGAGCCCGACAUAUGAUGUGUCUUCUAUUUUAACAUCGAUUCAGUCUCUGCUGGACGAACCGAAUCCCAACAGCCCUGCCAACAGCCAGGCGGCCCAGCUUUAUCAGGAAAACAAACGGGAGUACGAAAAGAGAGUUUCAGCCAUUGUCGAACAAAGCUGGAAUGACUCUUAAUGGACAACCGACCGCUCUGCUCAUCUUCCUCAUCAUUGUGCAUAAUUUAACUCCCAGUAGAAUGGAAGGCCACCGGAAAUUUUAAGUGCCACAGGUUUAAGGGUUUGCAUACCUAGUGAGUCUGCAAAAAGAGGAUAAAAAAAGCCCUUCAUUUUAGAACCUUUAAAAGCUUGUGUAUCUUGAUUAGUGUACUUUUUAUUGCAUGGUCUGAACUAAGUUAUUGCUACAUAAAUUUGUAAUAUAUCCUGUUUGUAUUUUUUUUCCCAAGUGUAUAAUGUUGGUGUGGAGUUUUCAUGACAGAAUAUACACAUUUUGUAAAUCUGUACUUUUUUCAAAUAUUGAAUGCCUUAUUUUUGAAUUCUUUAGAUUUUUAAAUUGGAGAAAAGCACUUACAAGUUUUUUAUAUAUAAAUAUUACCUGUAAAACUGUUAAAUACAUAACUUCAGUGCAAAAGA